AUGAGUUCAACAGAGAUUGUCGGCGCUAUGCCGCCACCAGAGGGAGUCACUCCGGACUUUUCUCUGACCAUGACAACAGUUCAACACAAGUUUAUAGUCGUUUAUUCAAUUACAUUUGGAAUAGCGGUGCUGCUCCUUCUUCUGCGGCUGUAUACGCGGGCGUUUAUAUUGUUGAUACCCAUUGUCAUUACAUACUGCUGGGCACCUUUUAUGACAAAGUUUUCCAUCCUGUUAAUGUAUCUCCGACUCAACCCAGCGCAAUACUUCAGAUACACCAUAUACGUCCUUAUGUUUAUCAUCACUGGUUACACAUUGGCGACUACACUUGCAACAGCCGGCGGAUGCAACCCCACAAAUACAGAUAAGACACCAUGCAUCAACGACCUAGCCAUGUGGCAGGCGAUCUUGAACAUCGUCACGGACUUCUUGAUGUUGUUGCUUCCGGUUCCGUUGGUGUGGAGACUUCAAGCACCUUUAACACAGAAACUUGGAUUGACUCUCAUUUUCGCCAUUGGAUCUGCGGUUGUGAUUACAAGUAUCAUCCGGAUUACAUUCAUAAUGGAAAUUCUCCACAAAGCCGACUUCACCUGGGCCGAAGCCACGGUCUGUGUCUGGUCAGCAAUCGAACUCAACUUCGGCAUAAUGUGCAACUGCCUUGUCGUCCUCAAACCCUUCGCCCGCACAUUCUUCCCUCUCCUCAUCCCGUCAUCCAAGGGCUACAGCGGCGGACAAUCCGACGGCGUAAACCUGAAAUCUGGAUCACGCCGCAAACAGCGCAGCGGAUCUCAUCCAUUGGACUCUUUGGAUGAUAUCAGCCAUCCAAGUCAAGGCGGCCAUAGAGCAAAACAUUCUAAUGAUGAUGGUGCAAUUGUUGUUACGAAUACUUUAUCGGGUAGAUACGAGGAAUGUGAAUGGGAGUGA
Molecule: messenger RNA, 921 nt
Organism: Talaromyces marneffei
Lineage: Eukaryota; Fungi; Ascomycota; Eurotiomycetes; Eurotiales; Trichocomaceae
Exons: 5
Coding region: 1-921 (306 amino acids)
Source: RefSeq, a predicted model, not a curated record